AUGAGCCUCCAGAGCCGGGUUGAGAGGACCCUUCUCCCCCAAACCUGCAGCCUCACUACUCCCGGCCAUGCCCGGGGAGACCCGCACCCACAUCAGUGCCAGAGGCUCCGUGGGGAGAGCAAGGCGACACAGGCAAUGGCGGAAAUGGGUGAGAGCAGCUUGGGGGCUGGCACGCUUGUACUGCCCCGGCUUCCAGAGGUGGAGGGCGCACCCCGGGACCCCGUGAACUAUGGUCAUACUCCCCAGAUCCGAAUGUAUGGGGGGCGCGGUCCCAUAGCGACGGAAGUGGGGCAGGAAGUGGCUCCGCCACCCACGGAGGGCCUGGGAGCAGCCUCUACGUCCGUGGCAACAGACGGCUUUCAAGGUGGAGAGACACACUGCCCAGGUGGGGAGAAGGCCCUAGAAACCUGUGGCACCUGGAAGUCUGGGUCUGAGGUGAUGGCUGGGGCGAAGGCCAAGGAUGCGGAGACUGGAAAGUGCGCCGCCAUCUUCUCAGUAGUGGUGGCUGAGGAGGAGAGGGCUGAGGUGGUGGUGGAGAAGCCAGCAGGGUGUGAUGAUGCACCUUCCCCUGCUUGGGAUAUUCUUCUGUUAAAAAAGGGCGGGGACGAGGCUGUGAAUGCAAUCAGUGCUGCUCGAAUAUUAGCCGCCUUAUUUGAUGGAGACUAA
Galeopterus variegatus (Sunda flying lemur) is the source of this 666-nucleotide messenger RNA. RefSeq names its product testis-specific Y-encoded-like protein 6. Lineage: Eukaryota; Metazoa; Chordata; Mammalia; Dermoptera; Cynocephalidae. The transcript is spliced from 2 exons. Bases 1 to 666 code for a protein of 221 amino acids. The record is from RefSeq and is a predicted model, not a curated record.